AUGGCAGAACAAAACUUGUCCUAUACCCCACCACGAUUACCAAAGUCAAUCAAGUCAGCUGAUAGAUCAAGCGAGAUCUAUAGCAAACUGGAAAACGAAUAUGAAAUGCUAAAGCAAUUACGAGCAGUAUGGGUUGAGAAACUAGGACACUUAAAAAAACAACAUGAUAUACUUGUAAGAAUGCAGAAUGUAACAGAAGAACAAGUAAAAGGUGUCAAUUCCUUAUACUCAACAGAACUAGACAAUGAUGAUGAUACGACAAUAACAACCAUCACACAAAAUGAUCAUUUAGAAAAUGAAGAAAGUGAAGAAGAACAAGAAGAGGAUGAAGAAGAAGCCAGAAGAGCCUUGACGCUUAUGUUGGAAGAAUUCGGAGAUGAUAUGUUUAUUGACAAAGAGGAUAACUAG
This is a messenger RNA of Rhizopus microsporus ATCC 52813, 408 nucleotides long. RefSeq lists its product as uncharacterized. The transcript is spliced from 3 exons. Lineage: Eukaryota; Fungi; Mucoromycota; Mucoromycetes; Mucorales; Rhizopodaceae. Bases 1 to 408 code for a protein of 135 amino acids. The record is from RefSeq and is a predicted model, not a curated record.